AAAAAAAAAAAAAAAAAAGUCAAGUUCGGUAAUAGUAAUACUAGUAUUUAUUCAUGAGUGUUUCUGUGCCACGCCUUUCUAAGGAAUCUAAAUUUUUCCACCUCUACUUCAACUCAAUAGCCACCGCAAUUUCUCGAUUUCCGUCAAAUUCUUGUCGGUGCUCCGGCAAUAAUUUCUUCAAUCUUUGCUUUGUUUUCCAUAAUUUGUAACUAAGAAUUUAGGGUUUUUUUUUUUAGCAAUUUUCGCCAAUCGACGAUAACUUCUUCAACCUUUUUUGAACUCAAUCUUUUUUGUUUGGCAUAAUUCGUAUUUAAGGGAUUAGGGUUUUUGUUUCAGUAAAUUUCCCCAAUCUGGGAUAAUUUUCUUCAACCUUUUUUGAACGCUCAAUCUUUGCCUUUUGGAACAGUUCGGCUGUAAGAAAUUAGGGUUUUGUUUUAGCAAAUUUCUACAAAUGCAUAGAUUUGGUGUAAUUGACGAAAAGCCAUUGAGAUAACCCUAAAUUUUACCUCACCUCAAAUGUUGAGUUCCUCCUCUUCUAUUCUCUCUAAUCGUCCCCUAACUUUACCUUCUCUGUCCAGAAUCAAGCUUUCUAAUCGUCCUACUAAGUUGUUUCCGCUUAAUCGGAGCUUUCGUGUUACUGAUUCUCAUUUCAGCUCUUCAAAAACUAGAUGGAAAAUUUGUUGUUUUAGGCAAGAGGAGUUUUCAGCUGAGAAUUUGCAUCAAGAGGUAGUUGGGGAUGUUUCAGCUGAUGAGUUGGUGAAGCCAAAGGUUGAUAAUCAGGGAAUUGUGAAGAAGGAUUGGGCUUCGUGUCUCCGCGAGGCUGCUGUUUCCAUUUUUGGGGCAUUCGGUGACCGUUGGACUGUACCAUGGACAGGAGAAACCAUACUACAAGUUAUGCUUUUAUGGAUUGCCUCAUUUUGGUUUGUGGGUUCUUGGAUGAUGCCAUUUGCAGCACACAUUGCUGGCUUCAGUAAAGAGUCUUUGACAUACAGGGGACAAGCAUUAUACAGCUUAUUGACCGAUGUAACUGAAGGCCUAGCAGGUAUUGCCAUCCUUCACCGAUGUCUGUCUCGCUUUCGUCCACUUCCUCCAGGAUGGUUUAAAUUCAGCCUGAAAGGAAAGUGGCAUUUGGACGUUGCCCUCGGAUGCCUAAUGUUUCCCUUGGUCAACCGACUUUCUCAAUUCAACCUCGACAUACUACCUCUACUGCCAUCAACUCCCGUCACUCUUUCAAGCGUCGAGCAGUCGAUCUUAGCAAGGGAUCCAGUAGCAAUGGGAUUGUACAUUAUGGUUGUUUCUGUAUGCGCUCCCAUAUGGGAGGAGAUAGUCUUCCGAGGUUUCCUUCUACCCUCGUUAACAAAAUACAUGCCUGUAUGGUGCUCAAUUCUGGUAAGCUCAAUUGUCUUUGCUCUAGCACAUUUCAAUGUACAGAGGAUGCUACCACUUAUUUUUCUAGGGGUUGUCAUGGGUGCUCUCUUUGCUCGGACGAGGAACCUUGUGCCGUCCAUGUUGUUACACAGCCUGUGGAAUGCAUUUGUAUUUUUAGAUCUAAUGAAGUAACACCUUACAAGUUACAACUUGACCUGAAAUAUAAACAAAUAAUUCAUUGGAAAUUCAAGCAUUGUGGAAGAAAUACCUUCUCAAUCGAAACGUGUUUCGCCUUUCUAGCAGAUUCAUUGCAUAGUUUUAAUGUAUUGGAUACUAAUUAAACCAUGGAAAUGGCAAACUUUCUGAAGGUAGUC
Amaranthus tricolor (Joseph's coat) is the source of this 1742-nucleotide messenger RNA. RefSeq lists its product as uncharacterized. Gene Ontology annotation, biological process: CAAX-box protein processing. The record is from RefSeq and is a predicted model, not a curated record. The transcript is spliced from 4 exons. NCBI's taxonomy places the organism in Eukaryota, Viridiplantae, Streptophyta, Magnoliopsida, Caryophyllales, Amaranthaceae. Gene Ontology annotation, cellular component: membrane. The coding region runs from base 517 to 1560 and encodes 347 amino acids. Gene Ontology annotation, molecular function: metalloendopeptidase activity.